AUGACAAGCAAUAAAAAGGCUGGAUUUCCAUUACUAACAUCCACGUUAACGCAUUUAAUAGCUCUUGAAGAAAAGGUUACAUCUCUAGCCAAAGAUUUCAAAUUCUGGCCUAAAGAUUUUACGCCAGUAAGAAGAGCAAAAUACGUAAGGGAUUCUCCACAGUUAAAGUUACCAUUGAAAUAA
Entrophospora sp. SA101 is the source of this 183-nucleotide messenger RNA. The record is from the annotation of a GenBank genome assembly. NCBI's taxonomy places the organism in Eukaryota, Fungi, Glomeromycota, Glomeromycetes, Entrophosporales, Entrophosporaceae.